Messenger RNA from Talaromyces marneffei, 1926 nucleotides. RefSeq lists its product as uncharacterized. Gene Ontology annotation, molecular function: proline-tRNA ligase activity; ATP binding. The transcript is spliced from 6 exons. The record is from RefSeq and is a predicted model, not a curated record. Bases 1 to 1926 code for a protein of 641 amino acids. Gene Ontology annotation, cellular component: mitochondrion; cytoplasm. NCBI's taxonomy places the organism in Eukaryota, Fungi, Ascomycota, Eurotiomycetes, Eurotiales, Trichocomaceae. Gene Ontology annotation, biological process: prolyl-tRNA aminoacylation.
AUGUUUGCAAAGUGCAGGCUAUUAAUACGUCCGAGGCCUACGUCAGGUCUCCGGCUGGCCUGUCCAAAUGAACGGAACAGAUCUUUGAUUUUGAGAAGGAACAUCCAUUAUGAUGGCCGUAGCAGAACUUCAAACUUCUGGCUACCUACUGGAGGAAUUGAGAGAAAAGCGGCUGAAACAGAGAAAGAGGAUGCAAAUGAUCUCUUAAUCAGAGCCGGCUUUAUACGUCAGGCUUAUUCGGGUGUCUUUCACAUGCUACCGUUGGGUCUCCGUGUCCAAAACAAGCUAGAGGCUUUGAUCGACACACAUAUGCAGUCUCUCGGUGCAUCAAAAGUUUCUCUUUCAUCUUUAUCCUCUCAAGAGCUAUGGGAGAAGACGGGGCGCUUAAAAAGUGGCUCAGAGGUUUUCAAAUUCAAUGACAGAAAGGAAUCCCGAUUUUUACUUGCACCCACCCAUGAAGAAGAGAUCACAUCACUAGUUGCAAGCUUAGUCAACUCAUACAAGGAGCUACCACUCCGAUUAUAUCAGAUUUCAAGAAAGUACAGAGAUGAAGCUAGGCCACGACAAGGCCUUCUUCGUGGUCGAGAAUUCGUCAUGAAAGACCUGUACACCUUCGAUUACAAUGCAGAACAAGCACUAGCGACAUACGAAGCAACGCGGGAAGCAUACAAACGCAUAUUUGACACACUAAAAGUCCCAUAUCUAGUUGCUGCUGCCGAUUCAGGAAACAUGGGCGGUAAUCUCAGUCACGAAUUCCACUUUAUCAGUGACAAAGGAGAAGAUACGCUAAUCAGUUGUUCUGAUUGUGAUUAUGUAUAUAACGAGGAAGUAUCGGAUGGCCGCGCAACCGAAAAUGUUUUUGAGAAUCCGCUGGCUGCUCCAAUGCCAUCAGAAACUGGUGUCGGAACUGAUAGUCCCCUGGCAAUAUCCAUAGCAUUGUGGACUGCUAUCUCCAAGGAUAGAAAGACUCUAGUGAGAGCUUGGUAUCCACGAUAUUCGACUCAAGACCUCGGUAGUGAGCCGAGAGAGAGAGAGAUCAAUUCGCACGCCGUCAAGGCUAUAGCAAAAUCAACAGGCAUUGAUCUCGAUACUAGUGUGGAGAAUCCUGUUGGGCUUUGGUACAGCGAUGUCAAGAAAACGGCUGCCUCUGGCGCCCAGACUGAUUCGGCACCAGCGCACAAGAUUAUUGAUCUAUACGAUUCGCAAGUUGCUCCCUACAGCCGCCCCCCUCUUAGUGGACUUCCAGAAGACUUUGACAAAGCCAAAUAUCCCGUUGAAUUCGCGCUAUUGAAUCGUUUCCCUGAUAGUAAAGACGGACUCAGUUUGACACGAGUCGUCGAGGGCGAGAAGUGUCCUAAAUGCUCCAAGGGAUUUUUACAUACACACAAUGCAGUGGAAUUGGGACACACAUUCUACCUUGGUACUCGUUACUCAGAAGUCCUCAAAGCCAAGGUCUUUGUGGACAGCUCAGCAACCAAGUCUAAUGAAUCUGACUCAAACAGCAACAAACCCCAGAAUGUCCCGAUGGAAAUGGGCUGUCAUGGGAUUGGCGUUUCUCGAAUGAUAUCUGCAGUGGCCGAUGCGUGCUCCGAUGUCCGCGGAUUGAAUUGGCCAAGGGCGAUCGCUCCAUUUGAAAUCAUUGUUGUCCCAGCUCGAAACCUCGAGUCUGAAGCUGAGAAUGUCUAUGAUCUUUUGAGGCAACAGACAGAUACCAGCGAUGUUAUCCUGGAUGAUCGUACCAAACAUGUCGGAUGGAAACUCAAGGAUGCCGAUAUGAUUGGAUACCCGAUUGUAGUCGUCGUUGGAAAGGCAUGGCAAUGGGCGCAGAAGCUUGAAGUGCAUUGUCGACAGUUGGAUGGUCUACGAGAGGAUGUUCCAGUGGACAAUCUGAUCGAUUAUAUUCGGUCACUGUUAGCAAGGCUUUAA